CACAGAAAAGCCAUUGUGUUGACAGCUGACUUUCUGUUAGUCAAGUUCAGCCAUGAAUAAUUCCAUUUAUCCAUUCAAAGCUCUGAAGAAAUCCAUUUCCAUGGCUGCUUCCCAACAACCCCUAUUCCAACUUUCUCCUCCAUAGCCCCAUCAUUUCAUGGUGCCUGGUUUCUUUAAUAGGCUUCCGUCUCCCCUUUUUGCGGUUGAGUUUUUUCUCGUGGAGGUGGCAGUUGGUUGGGAAUCAGUUAGACCUCCAUUGAAUUCCUUUCUGCUUUUUUCUGCAUUUGUUUUCCUCCGUUCAAGCUUGGAGACAGAGGAUCAUGGCGGUUCGCGCUAUUGUUCCGGCCAAUUUGCUACACUGGCUCUUCUCCGUUUCCGCCGGAAUUAUUAUGUGCAGAGCUGUGUUUGGCUUCACAUCAGCAUUCAGUUCUUCGUUUUUCAAAGGUUACCCCAAACUGAGCCCUCAAGAGAAGCUCGAAUGGAACAACAGAGGAUGCUCUACUUUCCACGCCAUUGUUGUGGCUGCUUCUUCUCUGUAUCUCUUGGUCUUCUCGGAUCUGUUUGUCGAUACUGAAACCGAGAUGAUGAUCAACAGAACAUCGACUUUGUCCGACACUGUACUCGGAGUUUCCAUCGGAUACUUCCUCGCCGAUUUGGCGCAACUUGUUUAUCACUAUCCAGCUUUAGGCGGGAUGGAGUAUUUCAUUCAUCACGGACUUUCCGUGUUCUCCAUCGUUCUAUCCCUCUUGACCGGACAAGCACAAGCCUACACGCUCAUGAUUCUGCUCACUGAAAUCACGACUCCAUUCGUUAAUCUGCGAUGGUAUCUUCAUGUUGCUGGCUUGAACAAUUCGAAGAUCUACAUUUUAAACGGCGUUGCCUUGUUCAUCGGAUGGCUGGUUGCGAGGAUUCUAUUGUUCGUGUACUUUUCCUUCCACAUGUUCGUUCACUUCGAUCAGGUGAAGGCCGUCUUCUGGUUGUGCUUCUACACAUUGAUUACGGUGCCUUUGUCGCUGGCGGUGAUGAACCUCGUGUGGUUCUGGAAAAUCGCCAAAGGAAUGACGAAGACGUUGAGGAAGGCUCGACACUGUGGAUAGGUUUGACAACUCUGAAAUGACCCUGCACAGCUGCUAAUAUUGCCUGUAAGUUUGUCGCGCCGCGGCGCCAUUCUUAGUCCCUGGUUCGAUACUAGCCAGUCGACGAUAUUCAAUUCGACGAUGUAUAGUGAAAAAUAUGGACACAAUUAUACUGUGAGAAAUGGAAAAACAUGAUCACAUAGUGUUGUUUAGAAGAACUGAAUUUUAAGAUCAUAGUAAGAAAAUCUGACUGAAAUUACUAAAUGUUUAGAUUGAAUCAUAUGUUCGUACAUAAUUCACAGUCGAUACUUUUUUGAGUAUCUAAUUUUUUAAUACCAACAUAAUAACUUGCAA
Messenger RNA from Andrographis paniculata, 1430 nucleotides. RefSeq lists its product as uncharacterized. Gene Ontology annotation, cellular component: membrane; endoplasmic reticulum. NCBI's taxonomy places the organism in Eukaryota, Viridiplantae, Streptophyta, Magnoliopsida, Lamiales, Acanthaceae. The record is from RefSeq and is a predicted model, not a curated record. The transcript is spliced from 9 exons. Bases 321 to 1097 code for a protein of 258 amino acids. Gene Ontology annotation, biological process: lipid homeostasis.